Molecule: messenger RNA, 1034 nt
Organism: Oryza brachyantha (malo sina)
Lineage: Eukaryota; Viridiplantae; Streptophyta; Magnoliopsida; Poales; Poaceae
Exons: 2
Coding region: 169-747 (192 amino acids)
Molecular function (GO): enzyme inhibitor activity
Source: RefSeq, a predicted model, not a curated record
GAAUCCAUCACCAAAAGCCGUAGCCUCUCAGCCUUUUUUCUUCCAUCUCGUGCUCUCUUUCUUUCUCGGCCAGCCCUAGCUCUACAUCCCUCAAGAAACCAUCGAUCGAGGGCGGCCAGAAAGAAAGAUCACAAUAAUACAUUUUUAUUACACAUUAAUUUGCACGCCAUGGCGAGGUUCGUCAUCAUCUCCGUCGUCGUCGCCGUCGCCGCAUUCGCCGCCGUCGAGGCCCGCGUCGCUCCGACCAGCUUGAACACCAUCGCCGACAAUGGCCGCAAGAUGGCCGCCGCCGCCAUCGACGAGUGCGCCUUGACCUGCGAACAUGUGAGGAACAAGAGGAUGUGCGACACGCUGAGGAAGCUGCCGGGGGUGAGCUCGCCGCGGGACCUGCUGUCGGCGGCGGUGAAGAUGUCGGCGGCGAAGGCGAAGGCGGCGAAGGCGAGGUUCGAGGCGGCGGCGGCGUCGUCGUCGUCGAAGGCGGGGAACCCGACGGCGUCCAUCCUGGACACCUGCAUCAGCGGCUACGACAGCGUGGUGGCGGCGCUGGAGGAGGUGCAGCAGUGCAUCGACGCCAAGGACAGCAAGGCCACCCUCGUCUCCAAGAUGUCGGCGGCGGCCACCUUCACCGACGACUGCGACGACGCCUUCGUCGAGUUUGCCGAGGCGCCCAGCUUCGCCGCCGUGCAGCGGAACGUCCGCCGCGUCGUCUCCAGCACCCUUGCCAUCGCCGCCAAGCUCAAGCAAUAGAUCUACGCGCCUACGCGGCCUGAUCGUCAUCGAUCUCAAGUUCUCAACCAUCGAUUAACUACGUGCUAUUUUUUGUACGUGAUUAAUUUAACACAUACGCUUAAUUAGCACGUGCUGAAUUUGCAUGUGUAAGAUCGAGAUCAGGAGGAGUGGUCUUGUAAUUAAGUAGCACUGGGAAAAAAAAUACCCCCCCCCCCCCCAAAAAAAAGAGAAAAGGCUGGAGAGAAAUUUAUUUUGUAGUGUGAAUCUUUAAUUAACACGGCAAUUUAACAGAUUGGUCUCGUGUA